Wasmannia auropunctata (little fire ant) is the source of this 4101-nucleotide messenger RNA. RefSeq lists its product as uncharacterized. Lineage: Eukaryota; Metazoa; Arthropoda; Insecta; Hymenoptera; Formicidae. The transcript is spliced from 9 exons. Bases 1 to 4101 code for a protein of 1366 amino acids. The record is from RefSeq and is a predicted model, not a curated record.
AUGUGUCACAUGUUGCUCUUGUCAAAACAAAAUAAAAAUAGUGAAUUGUAUACGCGCCGAGCUCGCAGCUGUAGCGAAAGCGUCGAGGAUCUCGGUAAAACCGCGGUUGCAGGUACCAACAACAACGGCAAUCAUUAUCGGGAGGCGCGCAGGGAUUACCAGGCGCUGCGGGAGAAGUUCGGCGCCGAGUUUCAGCGGAAGCUGAUCGAGUGGGAGCGGCUGAAGGGCUCGCAGAACGUACGCAACGGCCUGCCGUUGAACGAGGAGCGGCUCGCGCCCGAGUUUCGCAAGAAGCUGCAGGACUGGAAGCGCGCGAAGAAGGGCCGCCGGUCCAGCGCGGCGAUCGAGCAGCAGCGCGUCAGCCGUCGACGGCUGACCGACUGGCAGCUAUGGCGUUCCUCCUCGUCGAAACCUGAGCCCAGCGCGGCGAGCUUCGGUAGCGACGGGAGGCAGCAUCUCUGCGAGGAUUUUAUCAAGAGGAUGGAGGCGUGGAGGAGGAUGAGCGAGGCUGCGUGCCGAGGUGGCGAGCGACCGAAGUCACCGACGGCGAAUCGCGUCGCGUCCGACGACAUCGACGAAACGGAGUUUCUCGCUUUGGAAAAGCUGCUGCUGCUGUUCGGACAGAGGACCAGGAUGGAACUUCGGGAGAGCGACGCGAGGCAGCUGAAUGACUGCUUCGAUGGCGAUUCGAGAUUCAUGGCUGCAUCUCGAGGUGUAAGCUGCGGUAACGAAGUGUUGAUUCGCACGUCCGUUGGCUCGUAUCGCUUCGAGGGUAUAUCUCGAGAAUUUACGAGAAAGCUGUACGACUGGGAGAAGUACCGCGGGAUAUCACCGAGGUCCUCCACGUUCCGCCUCUUGGGGCCGGGCUACACGCCGUUCGCGCAAGAUUCGGACGAAGCUACAUUGGCAGAGUCAAAUAGGACCCUGAAGCGAUCCAAGUCCGACGGCAGCGUCUUCGAGGGCAGCCUUCGUGACGAAUCGUUCACGCUACGUCGCUCCGCGAGCCUUCAGUCUCUCGCCUCUGCAGACAAGCUCGAAGACGACACUCGGAUGGACGUCUUACCCGUCUCCAAUAAUUCACAAGGGAUCAAAGACUCAGAAGAUAUGGCGGUAGAGGACUCUGAGCCAGAGGCGAUGAUUGUCGACAUAGAGGACGUUAUCGAGGAGACCGCCAGCCCCUUGGCGGGAGUGCAGCCCCAUCAAACGCCGGUGUACUCCGUCGCGGCCAGCGAAACCACCAGCAUCGCCGUUCCCCUCGGCACAGUCACAUCGAGCCACGAGCCCUCGCCGGUGUUCCUGGUAAAGUCCGAGGAGGAUAAGGACCGCGAGCGAUGGAACGGCGGAAAGAUCGGGCCGCAGACUUGCUCGAGCGAGAACAGCCCGAGUCCGGAGUACUUUCCAGUGUCCGAGGACUGGCGCGGGAGGACGACGUCUCCGGACGAAGACAAGCGAAACUGGGGACCAAGCUGGUGCAAGGAGAGCAGGGAGGACGACGACUCCGCGGGAUGGACCGAGAAAACGCGGCGCUCGAUUCCGGAUUCCGGCGAUUCCGUGAAGUCCGACCGCUCGGUCGGGUGGAGUCGAGACACCUGGGACGAGUCUGGCGACGAAGCGAACAGAGAUUCGCUGGGACUCGACUCGCCUUCCGCCCUGAUCUGCUCCGAGAGUAAAAACGACGCAAGGAAAGAAGAUUUCCUCGAGUCCUGUCGGUACAACCAGGACCCACCGCGCACGUGCGAGGGGAUGGACGAGACGUGCAGGGAGAAGAUCGAGGAUCUAGCGGAUGAAUCGUCGUACAACGAGCGGACGAGCGAUGCGAAGAAUUUCCGAGAUGACGAAGACGACGCGAAGGCCAAACGGGGAGAGAUAAUUUCCAGGGAAGAUUUUUGCGCUUAUCAAUUAGCGACAACGGUACCAUCACCGGACUGCCGUGAUUCCGAGGAAACCUCACCGAAAUUAUCGAAUUUAAAUUCAGACGAUAACAGGGAUAACAGGGAUACGUUGGAAUGCCAUGGUGUCGACAGCGAAAGUGAAGCUUCGGCACAUUACGAGAGCUGCGGUUCACCUGAGUUGCAGACCGACGUGGACCGGCACUACGAAAUUCUCACGUUUAAAACCGAUACGUGCGGCAACGCGAUGGACAGUCGUUUGUACGAGCCAGUCGACUAUCAAAUAUGCGGCCCCUCCUACGACGACGUCGACGUAGGAGGAAGCAACGGCGCAAGAGAGAUUUCUUCGAGGUUACCAGAAAUGAAGAAAUCAAAGUUUCCUUCGGAAACUCCAAGAGGUUUUUCGAUCAACUCGACCGUUCAGACCAUCCCCGUAACGGUCUCCAGGAACAGCGAAGAGCGCUGCCUGGAGAGAAUUCUGAUCAACAAUGAGACCUUGAAUAAGAUAAUCGUGCCUACGGCAUGCGCGGAGAGCGGGACAAGAUCCGUGGAGAGGAUUCGCGAUCGUUUCGCGAGCGCGAAUCGCCGGGACGAGAUCGCGACCGUCGGCGACUGCGCGUCUAACAACAAGAAGACGAUUCGCGAUCACCAAGUCGAGUGUCAAGUCAAGAAGGACGGCUCCGCCACCCGAAACGUCUUCGUGAAGACGAAGCGCAUGAUUUUCGGCCCGUUUCGUCGAUCGGAGGACCGACCGUCCUCGAGGAAGCAGAGCGACGGCUCCGUUGACGGUCGGCCGCCGCGCUCGUCGAAAUCCAAGAGCAAGUCGCGAUCGGCAUCGCCGAAGUUGUACCGGCCGGACGUUCUGCUGCGCGUGUCGUCGCUGCCGUGGCCGCUGCGCUCCGCGUCGAAGGACCGUGAGACUCCCUCCGCGGCUGAGUCCAGAAGAAGCUCAGCAAGCAAGGCGGAGGACGCAGUGACGGCCCGGGAAAAGAAUUCACCGUGCGACGAGAUUAAAGUGGAUAAUAAGAGAUCGAACAAACAAUUCAGCAGCAACAAAGAGCUACCAUUCAUCGAUGUAGAUGAAGAAAAAAUUCGUCAGUUAGACGCGGGGUUUGCGACCACGCCGAUAAACGCGUGCUCAACGGAACGUGCUUCUGCACGAGUUUCCGAGCAGCUAGAGAAAUCGAAAGUAGCGAUGAUGAUCGAGCGGGAUCAAAGCGCGUGUCGAACGCGGAGCGAGUUUAAGUACAGUCACACGCCGGAUGAUGUAGAACGCGAUAGAAUCAAGUGUAGUCAAGAAGCGCAAUUCGAAGGAAAACGCGACGGGAGAAGAACCCGCAGCCAGAAGCGAGAAGAGGAUUGGCAAGAGGAGGUCAGGUUCGGCCGGAAGCGGGACGAGGCGAGGCAGCAGGACGAGAAUCACGCGGUACCGUCGGACUUGAUGCACAAGCUCAGGAUACUUUCGGACGCCGCGGCGAGGAGAGAGGGACGAGCGACGACGGCGGAAUCCUCCUCCGUGGUCAACAGCUUGGAGUCGCGUUCCUCCAGAAUACGGCGUGCCAAGGAGAGCUUCCUGUCGCGGCGAGGCGGUCCCUUCUGCCGCUCCGUGACGGAACUGUCGGAGGCCGCUGCGAAUCCGGAGGAUCCAUGGAGACGGACGUCGACGAUCGCGGAGAUGUCGGGCUUGAAUGAGAUCGCGGUGGCUGCCUCGCGUUCGGAAGAACUGGAGGACGCGAGAAACCGAGCGGAAACGACGACGUCGAGUGCGGAGCGCGACACCGCGACUUCGGAGGAGGACAAGGUCGACGCGCGAAGCCAAGCGGGAGGAGAUCGCGCGAUCGACGGUCGAGCGGAUUCGCUGGUGAAGUCGGCGAGCGCCGGCAUGAUCAACGUGGAUCCCGACACGUUUGAUCGGCUGGCGACGGUCGAUCGCGGGUGCGAGUCCCUGCCGAGGGCGAUCGCGAAGCGCCGCGACUCCUCGAGUCCGCUGGCGAAGUUCGUCGGCAAGCUGAAGCUCUCGCGAUUAAUUCGCGCCCGGCACGUCGACGGCGGUAGCAUGAGCACGAUCACGACGUUGUGCAGGCAGAGUCUGUUGAUCGACAUGCGAAACGAUCCCGGAAAUCGACGGAACAACGAGGCUGAUGAUGAUCAGAAUGAGGAUGAUACUGACGACGAUCGUUCGGAUGCAUCCUCUAGAACGAUUCACGAAUGA